AUGUCGACAUUAAAAUCGUUGACAGAAGGAGUUUUAAAGCUCGCUGAAGCCCUGGAAAACAACGAAAUUGUCAAAAAGGAAGAUAUCCAAGAGUGCGAUAACGGCAUCUCCCUGUUUGCUCUGAAAAACGACGCCCUUUUGUCAUACAUCAACAACAUCGCUUUGAUCAUUGCCGGCCAAAUCAAGCGAUCCUUGGGCGAGGAGACUCAAUCGGAACUCGAAAGUAGUAUUAAACGCACUAUCGAGCAACGAGUAACUUUGGAAAAGGGUAUUAAGGGCCUGGAGGCAAAGAUCUCUUAUCAGGUUGAUAAAGCCCUCCGCGCAUAUCGAAAAUCACUGGAAACUGCAGAGGUCGAGGCCGAGCAGGACAGCGACAGUGAGGAUGACUUGACGAGCUUCAGACCGAACGUAAAUCAGCUGCAGUCCAAGAGCGACGACGAGAGCGACGACGAAGAGACGACCAAAAAGUACCGGGUUCCUAAAAUCGCAGCCACUACACAGUUCUCCAAGGAUCGUAAAUCCCGCCGCCGGGACUUUACCAUGGAGGAAUAUAUCCAAGAUACUCAAGAUGCUCCUAUUGCCGAACCAUCUAUCGGUACCACUAUUCAGGACCAUGGCCGUGGUGGCAUGAGCACCGACAAAGACCGCCGCAAGACCCGCGAGGUGCAAACCUACGAAGAAGACAACUUUACCCGCAUUCAGAACGUGUCUUCCAAGCAAGCUCGCCGCGAUGCUCGCCAACGCCAGCGAGAUGCCAUGUCCAAGUCGUUCUUUGGUGAAGACUGGGGCUUUUUGCAGGACGGAAGCGGCAACAAGCGGCGGCCCAAAGGAUCGGGCCAAAAGUCGAAGCGUAGAAAACACUGA
This is a messenger RNA of Wickerhamiella sorbophila, 864 nucleotides long. Its product is annotated as U3 small nucleolar ribonucleoprotein LCP5. Gene Ontology annotation, cellular component: nucleolus; small-subunit processome. The transcript has a single exon. The record is from RefSeq and is a predicted model, not a curated record. Bases 1 to 864 code for a protein of 287 amino acids. Lineage: Eukaryota; Fungi; Ascomycota; Dipodascomycetes; Dipodascales; Trichomonascaceae. Gene Ontology annotation, biological process: maturation of SSU-rRNA from tricistronic rRNA transcript (SSU-rRNA, 5.8S rRNA, LSU-rRNA).